Messenger RNA from Geodia barretti, 1206 nucleotides. The record is from the annotation of a GenBank genome assembly. Lineage: Eukaryota; Metazoa; Porifera; Demospongiae; Tetractinellida; Geodiidae.
AUGAACAACGCCAUCUACAGGACGCUGCUGGAAGAGACCAGCAGCGACUCUGGCGUGUUCGAGGGAACGAUCGAGUACAAGAUGCUGAACCAGUUGUCAGUCGACGACGCGGGCACGUACGAUGACGUGGUGGCCGUGGACGACGAACUGGUCAUCAUACUGGACGACGGCUACACCGGCACCAGCGCACCAGAGGUCGCAUACGACGGCGACCACGUGAGAGAGGAUGCUCCAACAUACACGGGCGAGGUCAGCUUUGACUCUGCUACCUACAGGGUAGCAGACGAGGUGACCGUCACCUGGUGGACCCCGACCUUAACGUUGACGCCGGCGCAAUCGACAUAUACACCGUUGACGCCACGAGCACAGACAGACGCAGACACCCUGCUGCACCUUGAGAUAUCCGACGGCUGUACAAUAGACGACUUUGAGAACUUCUCACUGCGCGAGACCGCAGACGACAGCGACACGUUCGAGGGAUCAUUUGAGGUUCCGAGCAGGAGUGCAACGGCUCAACGACAGGCGAAGACAUCUCGGCCACCUACUAUGACUUCAGGGACUCAUCCGGCGGAACGACCGAAUGGGGCGACUCUGCCACGAUCGGUGCAGACACCGGCUCUGUCAGCUUUGACAGGACCGUCUACCCGGUACCGGCAGCAGACUCUGACAGUCAUGGUAUACGUGUCAGUCGAUGACGGGGACUUUGAUGAGUCAUCCACAAGCGUGGAGAGCAUCGCAGUUACCGAAGGCGACGCACCCGUAACCGUGAAGGUCAUAACCACCGACGAAGACUAUAACCUUGAGCAAGGAAGCAUAAUCACCGUAACCUACAACGACCCAACAGACGCAUCGGGCAACGAGAACUCGGUGUCCGACUCUGCCACAUUCGACCUGAGAAACGCCGUGCUGCAGUCAGACAAGUCAACCUACGUGAUAGGCCAGGACGCCCUCCUGACGCUGAUAGAGCCAGACCUAAACCUGGACUCCGACAGCCAAGAGACGCUUCCCCUGGACAUCAUAGCUUGGGACUCUGACGCAGAAGGCAAGGCAGACCUCUCCUUCGGAGAGUUCGGAGCAGUGCCGUCAAACCUCAGGGAGACUGAUGUGAACACUGGAAUCUUCCAGGUUGUCAUCACGAUACCCGAGGAGAUCAACGGCAACGCGCUGGAGCGCGGCGAGGAGAUCACGCUCACAUACACAGACUAA